AUGUCACAACCCGAACAGCAAGCAUCCGUUUUAUCAAAUGCCCUUAAGAAUCCUAACUUAAGAAAUGCAUCCUAUUCCUCUCCUUUAAAGAGAAGUCCUUCUCCUUUCCAGCAAGCACAGGAUUAUUCUUCUCCUUUGUCAAAUGCAUUAAAGAAUCCAAGCCUUCAAGGUGCCUCCUUUCGACUACCCGAUACAUCAAUAAUAAAUAGGAGUUUUGGAGGCAAAAAAGAGGAAACUACUACAUCUGUUCUGUCAAAUGCUUUGCAAAACCCUAGUCUCCGGAAAGCAACUUAUAGGCUCCCAGAUGGUACAAUAAUAUCAAGAAAUGAGCCAGCACAACCAGCUCCAUCUUCCUCACUGUUAUCCAAUGCUCUUCAGAAUCCUAACAUUCGAAAAGCAAGUUACAGGCUUCCAGAUGGAACACUUGUAUCCUCCAGCACUGAUGAAGCUGCGGACACAACAAAGUCCUCACCAUACCUGGGAAGUGCUCUACAGAAUAUUAACCUACGUAAAGCAUCCUAUAAACUACCUGAUGGCUCUCUCUUUUCUCGAAACCAACCAGCAGAACAGUCAUCCUCUCCACGUCUUUCAAGUGCUUUUCUGAAUUCAAACCUUCGUAAAGCUUCCUACAGACUUCCUGAUGGAACCUUUUUGACUAAGAGCUCUGAACAAGAACCAGAGAAAUCAAUUUCAUCUAAUUUGUCUAGUGCACUACAAAAUGUUGGUAAGGCCAACUAUCGCUUACCUAGUACCGCUGGCCUGUUUAGAAAUCCAAAACAAGAGCAAGCUCCCCCUUCAAUGCUGUCCAGUGCCCUUCAGAACCAAAACCUUCGUAAAGCAUCUUACAGAUUGCCUGAUGGAUCAAUCAUGACAAGAGGUCAACCAGCUCAAAGUGAAUCUCCCACAUCACCCUUUCUGGGAAAUGCCUUGACGAAUAUUAACUUACGCAAAGCAUCCUACAAGUUGCCGUCGUCAAUGGGACAUUCUCCAGAGGACUCAAGGUAUGCAGUAGUGACCCCUCAGAUUCAGGGCCAGUCUGGUGAACACUGGGCUCAAAAUCAAAUACUAGAUCUUCAUGAGCCAGAUGAUGUCUGGUCUUCAGAAAGAGUCCUCCCUCAUCAUACUGUUCAGAACCUCACAAAAUGGUCCAUGUAUAGGGAUGAAGAACUGGAGAAUUUUGUCAUCCCUGUGUUUCCUGGCCAAGAGACAGAUAGCACUGAACCAGCAUGGCUCCCAGAUAGAGAAGGUGAACCUCAAGGGAACUGGUAUGACAAGGUAACAACAGACAUAUAG
Carassius carassius (crucian carp) is the source of this 1293-nucleotide messenger RNA. RefSeq lists its product as uncharacterized. The transcript has a single exon. Lineage: Eukaryota; Metazoa; Chordata; Actinopteri; Cypriniformes; Cyprinidae. The coding region runs from base 1 to 1293 and encodes 430 amino acids. The record is from RefSeq and is a predicted model, not a curated record.